AUGACUAAAGUAUCAAAUGUUUCAAAAGAAAGAAUUUCCGGAAAUUUCGACAUAUUAAACGAAUUCACGGUUGAAAAUAUGGGCACAAAUGAAAAUGAACAAACCACGUCACAAAGUAUCAAAAACACUUUGGAUUGCGAGGAUGCUCUUGAAGUUAGUUCUGCAUUAAUUGUAUCUCAAAAAGAUCACGAUCCGGGUUUUUUUAUCACCCCCACUUUAAACACGAUUCAAAGUGAUGUAGCAGAGGUGCCGCAAACAGGCCCAUUUACUAUGAGUGAAAAUAUCUGUUUUCACUUGUAUCAAUGUUAUUUGCACUCAAAGUUUUGCGACAUCGAACUUCGAGUACCUUACGUUCAAGAUAAUUCCAUCAAAGUUCAUGCAAUUAUUUUAUCUCGCUCUCAAUACUUGAAAAAAUUAAUCGAGACCGAUGGACCUGUCAUUGUAAUGGAGGUUAAUGACCCUAACAUGAAUCAAGAAGCAUUGUAUAUUUGUAUCGGCCAUCUAUACACGCCUCAUUAUAACUGUGUCACAUCUUCCAAUGUGCGCUAUGUCUUAGCCACCGCUUAUCAUUUUGAGCUGAAGGAUUUGUGCGACUUUGCUAGAGAUUUUAUAAAGAAUAUCCUGAAUCCAUACAACGUUUUAGUUAUUGGACAAUGGAUAGAAAACAGCAUUACAUAUGGUGAAUAUUCUGACGAAAUUAAACAUUCUAUUUUCAACUAUUUGGCCGUGAGCUUACCUACGGAUUUAAAAGUUUUUCCGGAAAAAAGCAUAUAUCAAAUAAUGAAAGAUGGUAUUGGAGAUAUUGAUCCAUCAUUCCCUAACCCUGGAUAUCACAAACUUGUGGACAUUUAUGCACUUUUACC
Messenger RNA from Racocetra fulgida, 863 nucleotides. Lineage: Eukaryota; Fungi; Glomeromycota; Glomeromycetes; Diversisporales; Gigasporaceae. The record is from the annotation of a GenBank genome assembly.